AUGCAACCGUUCGAGGAGCGGCAAACGAGCUUGGGUAACAGCGAGUGCUCAGCUAGGACGCGCCCCGAUGCCUGCGACCCAUCACGUCACUGCUUCUCCUCGGAUGGAAUCGCAAACCGAAUGGACGAGCAUCCCCAUCUGACACCCCUGCAGAUCCGAUUUUUCGAAGGAAGCUUGGUCUCAGUGUCCGACACGAUCAAGGACGAGCAAAUACACGACAACCCCACAAUCAUUCAUUGA
This is a messenger RNA of Pseudozyma hubeiensis SY62, 240 nucleotides long. RefSeq lists its product as hypothetical. The transcript has 2 exons. The record is from RefSeq and is a predicted model, not a curated record. Lineage: Eukaryota; Fungi; Basidiomycota; Ustilaginomycetes; Ustilaginales; Ustilaginaceae. Bases 1 to 240 code for a protein of 79 amino acids.